AUGAGUUUUGGUUAAAUUGGAGAAGUUACUAGAUAUGAACUCAACUAAAUUAAUUCAAAUUUACAAGACAGCUACAAGGACAAGACUUAAUAAAAGAGUAAUUUUGAGAAAACCCCACCAUUUUUACCAUUUUAAUUCAAGCAAGUACUUGAUAGUUAAGCUAUAAAAGAUUUACAGAACUCUAUAAAAAUAGGAAAUAAUAGAUUCCUCGAUUAUCUCUAACCUUUGAGUAUUGGAAAAUUGAAAUAUAGUAAGCCUGUAGCUAUUAUAUACAACCCAAACUCCGGUAAAAAGAAAGAUAUUAAGAAGUACAUAAUGGACAAAUUCAAUAGAAACAAUAUAAAAUUUGAAAUUUUAGAAUCAAAGAAAGCUUUUGAUACUUUUACAAUACCCUUUAAAAUCGAUAUUGAAAAUUAUUCUGCAAUUGUUGCUGUUGGUGGAGAUGGGACAUUCCAUGAAGUUGUAAAUGGAAUGUUGAAUAGAGUGGACAAGUAAAAGUUGCCGAUAGCAUUCGUAGGUAAUGGCUCUGGAAAUGAUACCUUGAGAUAAUUUGGAGUUUUAGAUAUUGAUUAAGCACUCAAUUUUAUUGUAAAAGGAGAUCUGCUAAAGUAUGAUGUCGUUAAGAUUCUUAUAGAUUAUUAAAAUGAAAAAGACAUUCCAGACAAUGCUUUAUACAAUCAUCAUAGAUACUCAAUCAUUAACACAGUUAUAGGAUUAAUGGCUAAAAUAAAUCAUAAUGCUUAAAACUAUAAACAAUGGCCCCUAAUUAAUCCUUACCAAAUCUCGGCAUUUGUUGAAUUAACAAGACUUAAGCCAGAUAAGAUCAGCUUAGAAGUUGAUGGAAAAACGGUUUAGGAGGAUUUAGAUACUCUAGUUUUAGGAGUAAAUAAUUCCAAAUAUGGAGGAUCUGGGAUGGUGCUUUCUCCUUAUAGCUUUAUGAACGAUGGCAUGUAGGAUGCAUAUGUGCAUACAUAAAUGUUAGGAGUAUUAAAGAUUUUAGAUUUGAUUGACUAGUUGAAUAAGUAUCAAGGCAUGCAUGUUUAUGAAAAGGAUGCGAAGUUUUACAGAGGUAAAAACAUCAAAGUAUAUAACAGAAGUGAGAAAGUUUACUCCUGGUAGAGUCACAAGUUUGAGAGAUAAUUGCAAAGAAUUGCUAUUGAUGGAGAGAAUUUUGCUUACAAAGAUUUUGUGCAAUAUGAAACAUUGCCAGGUGAAAUUGAUGUUAUUGUAGAUUAUGAGUUUUUGUUGAAAAAAUUUGAAUGGUUUUCCCCAAAGUUGUGA
Molecule: messenger RNA, 1281 nt
Organism: Stylonychia lemnae
Lineage: Eukaryota; Ciliophora; Spirotrichea; Sporadotrichida; Oxytrichidae
Source: the annotation of a GenBank genome assembly